Molecule: messenger RNA, 831 nt
Organism: Eurytemora carolleeae
Lineage: Eukaryota; Metazoa; Arthropoda; Copepoda; Calanoida; Temoridae
Product: glycerophosphodiester phosphodiesterase GDPD5
Exons: 10
Coding region: 1-831 (276 amino acids)
Biological process (GO): lipid metabolic process
Molecular function (GO): glycerophosphodiester phosphodiesterase activity
Source: RefSeq, a predicted model, not a curated record
AUGAGAAGUAGCUUAACCAACCAUGCUAGUUCAACUAUACUUCUCUACGGAUUCCCGAAAAUAGACUAUGAGAAGUUGGACAGUUUUCUAGAAACUUCUAUUGUUUCAGGAAAGCAGCUGAGCAAGGAUUAUAAGUUUAUCUGUGCUCAUGAGCCCUGGUUGAGUGGAACUACUGAUGUAUCUGACAAGGCUGAAUUUGAGGAUAGAAAAACUACUUACAACAUGGACGAUGAUGAUGAUUUAAUAAACUGGAAUGACAAGGGCAAUAUAACAGACUGGUUUUCUUUUGAUUUUACCCUUGAGGAACUGAGGACUUUGAAGAAAUAUCAGAGUCAAAACUUCAGAGAUCCAAGAUAUGAUCUUCAAGAGACUGUUGUUACUUUAGAUGAACUUGUUGAUAUUACAAGGGAGUUUGGUUUAGAACAAGGACGAACUAUUGGUAUAUAUCCUGAGAUGAAACACUGUCAUGCUGUCAACAAGAUACUACAGAACAGGAACUCAAGCGUAAGGUUUGAGGAAAUUGUUCUUCAAACUUUAAACGAUCUUGGGUUUAAAUCCAACCCUGACCCACUUGUUCUUCUGUUAGAGAGGAUGAUAGAAGAGAAGGAUUGGGAGAGGAUUGAUAAUUUACAGCUGGCAGGACUAGGAAUAGAUAAAGGAGUACUUGUAACUCCUGGAGUCCCGGAUGAAGAAGGAAGAGGACAGUAUAGAAGCAACACUACUCAGUUUAUAGCAAAGGUUCAUGAGCAUGGUUUGAAGGCGCAUGCGUUUACAUUCCGAAAUGAAUGGAUGAAACUUUACUGGGACCAUGGGCAGGACCCAUACAGGUAA